Tilletiopsis washingtonensis is the source of this 3231-nucleotide messenger RNA. Its product is annotated as putative UBA1-ubiquitin-protein ligase, E1-like enzyme. Bases 107 to 3187 code for a protein of 1026 amino acids. Gene Ontology annotation, cellular component: SUMO activating enzyme complex; cytoplasm. The transcript has 10 exons. Gene Ontology annotation, molecular function: SUMO activating enzyme activity. The record is from RefSeq and is a predicted model, not a curated record. Lineage: Eukaryota; Fungi; Basidiomycota; Exobasidiomycetes; Entylomatales. Gene Ontology annotation, biological process: protein sumoylation.
CUCACAUCUUGCGGCUGCACACACACUCGCUGCCGUAUCACUACACGCACGCCUCACCGCCACAUCGCAGCCCUUGCUCCAGCUGAGCGCGCCUCCCCCGCCCGCCAUGUCCGUCAAGGCGAUGGACGUCGACGAGACGUCGGCCGGCAUCGACGAGGGCCUGUACAGCCGACAGCUGUACGUGCUCGGCCACGAUGCCAUGAAGCGCAUGGCCGUGUCGAACAUCCUCAUCGUCGGCCUGCGCGGCCUCGGAGUUGAGAUCGCCAAGAACAUCUGUCUUGCCGGUGUCAAGUCCGUGACGCUGUACGAUCCGAACCCGAUGGCGAUCGAGGAUCUCGGCACGCAGUUCUUCCUGCGCCCCGAAGACGCGGGCAAGGGCCUCAGCCGCGCCGAGGCCACUGCGCCGCGGCUAGCCGAGCUGAACAGCUACGUGCCGGUGCGCGUGCUGGAGGAGGCUGAGCUGAGCAAGGACGUGCUGGCGCGCUUUCAGGCUGUGGUCGUGACAAACGAGCCGCUGCAGCGCCAGCUUGAGCUCAACGCACUCACCCACGCCACCGCGACGCACUUCAUCUCCGCCGACGUGCGCGGCUUCUUCGGCAACGUCUUCACCGACUUUGGGCCCAAAUUCGUCUGCACGGACCCGACGGGCGAACAGCCGCUGUCGGGCAUGAUCGUGUCGGUGUCGGCGGAUAGCGAGGGCAUGGUGACCACGCUGGACGAGACGCGCCACGGCCUGGAGGACGGCGACCUGGUCACGUUCAGCGAGGUGCAGGGCAUGGACGCUCUGAACGGCUGCGAGCCGCGCAAGGUCGCCGUCAAGGGCCCCUACACCUUCACGAUCGGCGAUACCUCGUCGCUGGGCGAGUACAAGCGCGGCGGCAUCUUCACGCAGGUCAAGGCGCCCAAGGUCAUCGACUUCAAGCCGCUGAAGGAGAGCCUCGCUGCGCCGGAGCACCUCAUCUCGGACUUUGCCAAGUUCGACCGGCCCGCGUCGCUGCACGCCGGCUGGCAGGCACUCUCUGCCUUCUGGCAGCGUGAGGGGCGCCUGCCGCGCCCAAGAAACGCUGCCGACGCCGACGCCGUCGUGGCGCUUGCGCAGGAGAUCCACAAGGCCAGCGGCGACGGCUCGGACCUGCUCGACAAGAUCGUGCGCGAGCUGGCGUUCCAGGCCACGGGCGACCUCUCGCCCAUGGUUGCCUUCAUCGGCGGCUUCGUGGCGCAGGAGGCGCUCAAGUCGUGCUCCGGCAAGUUCCACCCGCUCGUGCAGCACCUUUACGUCGACUCGCUCGAGUCGUUGCCGUCAGAGGUGCCGUCGCUGCCCGAGUCGGAGUUCGCGCCGCAGGGCACGCGCUACGACGGGCAGAUUGCUGUGCUCGGCAAGGCGUUCCAGGCCAAGCUGGCCAACGUGCGCCAGUUCCUCGUGGGCUCGGGCGCCAUCGGCUGCGAGAUGCUCAAGAACUGGAGCAUGAUGGGCCUUGGCUCGGGCCCUGAGGGCGCGAUCCACGUCACGGACAUGGACACGAUUGAGAAGUCGAACCUCAACCGGCAGUUCCUCUUCCGGCCCAAGGACGUCGGGAACUUCAAGGCCGACACUGCGGCCGCCGCCGUCGCCGAGAUGAACGCGGACCUGAAGGGCAAGAUCCACAGCCACCAGAACCGCGUCGGCCCCGAGACGGAGGACGUGUACGGCGACGCCUUCUUCGAGUCGCUGACGGGCGUGACGAACGCGCUGGACAACGUGCAGGCGCGCCAGUACAUGGACCGCCGCUGUGUGUACUACCAGAAGGCGCUGCUCGAGUCGGGCACGCUGGGCACCAAGGCCAACACGCAGGUGGUGCUGCCGCACCUCACCGAGUCGUACUCGUCGUCGCAGGACCCGCCGGAGAAGUCGAUCCCCGUGUGCACGCUCAAGAAUUUCCCCAACGCCAUCGAGCACACGAUCCAGUGGGGCCGCGAGCAGCUCGACGAGUACUUUGUCAAGCCCGUCGAGAACGUGAACCAGUACCUGACGCAGCCCGACUACGUCGAGACGACGCUCAAGAGCGGCGGCAGCCAGCGCGAGCAGCUCGAGCAGAUCCGCGACCUGCUCGUCGACAACCGCCCGCUGCAGUUCGAGGCGUGCGUGGCGUGGGCGCGCAACAAGUUCGAGGAGAGCUACAACAACGUCAUCCGGCAGCUGCUCUUCUCGCUGCCCGCCGACGCCGUCACGUCGAGCGGCCAGCCCUUCUGGUCGGGCCCGAAGCGUGCGCCCAAGCCGAUCACCUUUGACCCCAACGAUCCGCUGCACAUGGAGUACAUCAUCUCGGCCUCCAACCUGCGCGCCUUCAACUACGGCCUCAAGGGCUCGACGGACCCGGCCUACUUCCACAAGGUGCUCUCAUCAAUCGUGGUGCCCGAGUUCGUGCCCAAGUCGAACGUCAAGAUCCAGACGACCGAGGCCGAGGCGGCCGCCGCGCCUGCCGCAUCCGCCGGCGAUGACGAUGCGGACCUGACGGAGAUCGCCGCCAGCCUGCCGGCGCCGUCGAGCCUCGCCGGCUUCCGCCUCAACCCCGUCGACUUUGAGAAGGACGACGACUCGAACCACCACAUCGACUACAUCACCGCCGCGUCGAACCUGCGUGCCGUCAACUACGGCAUCCCAAUCGCGGAUCGGCACAAGACGAAGGGCAUCGCGGGCAAGAUCAUUCCCGCGAUCGCCACGACGACGGCUAUGGCCACGGGUCUUGUCUGCCUUGAGCUGUACAAGAUCAUCGAUGGCAAGGACGACAUUGAGCAGUACAAGAACUCAUUUGUGAACAUCGCGCUGCCCUUCAUGGCCUUCUCGGAGCCGAUCGCUGCGCCCAAGUUCAAGUACAAGAGCCCGAAGGGCGAGGUCGAGUGGACGCUGUGGUCUCGCUUCGAUGUGCCGGGCAAUCCGACGCUGCAGGGCUUCCUCGACACGUUCCAGAACGAGCACGGCCUCGAGAUCACGAUGCUGUCCUCGGGUGUCUCGAUGCUCUACUCGGGCUUCAUGCCCGCCAAGAAGCGCGAGGAGCGCCUGAAGAUGAAGAUGAGCGAGCUUGUCGAGAGUGUCAGCAAGAAGCCGGUGCCUGCUCACGCCAAGUACCUGAUCUUCGAGGUCAUGUGCGACGACGUCGACGGCGAGGACGUCGAGGUGCCGUACGUGCGCGUCGAGGUCAAGCCGUGAGGAACGUCUAGAGCGCCCCUGUACAAUUGAUGCGUCACAGAGAG